GUUUCUCUAUUUUUUCAUUGGGCCUUGGUUUAGGCUGUAGAAUAGUUAUAGAAAAAUCUCAACAUUUCAAUUGGGGAAAAUGGGUUCUCUACAUUCAUACACUGCUGUUCAUCGGAAAGAAACAAGGAAAGAAAACGACGGUUAAAACUGAAGACCGUGUUCACGUGCUGCAGCAGCAAGAGCCUCAAUACGUCCAUGGUAAGGGUAACCACCACGGUCAAAGGCUACCUUUGUGA
Molecule: messenger RNA, 236 nt
Organism: Arabidopsis thaliana (thale cress)
Lineage: Eukaryota; Viridiplantae; Streptophyta; Magnoliopsida; Brassicales; Brassicaceae
Exons: 2
Coding region: 80-145 (21 amino acids)
Source: RefSeq, marked reviewed